Molecule: messenger RNA, 1902 nt
Organism: Daphnia pulicaria
Lineage: Eukaryota; Metazoa; Arthropoda; Branchiopoda; Diplostraca; Daphniidae
Exons: 8
Coding region: 184-1902 (572 amino acids)
Source: RefSeq, a predicted model, not a curated record
GCAAUUUUUUUGUCCUCUAGUUUGCUUUAAAACCUUUUGGUUAUAUACGCUAUGUAUGUUGCAUGAAAAAGACAAUGUUGGUUUGCUAAACAGAAUUUGGAAUCAGUUGGUCUGCAAACGUGGUGGCGAGCACACAUCAGAGACUAUUGAAUCGUAUAGCCUAUCCAAUUAAGUUUUAUCGUUAUGAAUUUUGGUCAAGAUUCCAUGUCGUCUUAUUUGAAUGGACGUUGCCUCAUGUUUUGGAGGCUUUUUCGAUUCAACCACACCUUGACCCAAUACCUGAUCAUGUUUGGGAGUUUGGGACUACUCUUUUGUUUCUAUUAUUGUGGGGGACAUCAACAGUUAAUAGAAUCAGCAAAAUGCCGAUGCCAAAAAGUAAAUGCCCGUGAUAAUUGGACCAUUCAUAAGUCUGGUGCUCCGCACCAGCAAAUAUUAGAUACAAAGAAAACUAGUCCUACUACAACAACAGAAGAUUCAUCGACAUUAUCGUUUAAAUCAACUUGCAGUGCUGCCGCCGAUCACAGAGGCCCACACCAAAAUUUCAUCGGCUAUUCCAUGUACGGCAGCAAUUUCUCAGAUCCAACAUUUUACAACUCGUACCUGAAAUGGUUUGGCGAAACUCUCCGGACAAUCCCAAUCAAAUAUCCAGGGUGGUUGGUGAGAAUUUAUCACGAGCUGAAGAGCGACAAUGUCAAAAGUUGGCAAGUGCUCAACAACGUCCUCGAUUCGGGAACCAAGAGCAGUCGUGACCACAUUGAUCUCUGCAAUGCGAUCCAAGUCAUCAGGAAUCGAGUGCUGGGAAACAUUUUUGAGAUGACUUGGCGUUGGUUACCUUUAUUGGAUGACAUGGUGGACACUUUGAUGUCGAGGGACUCGGACAGUGUCAUAAUUACUCGUGAACAAGAUGCCGUGGCUGAGUGGCUGGCCAGCAACAAAACCUUUCACAUUAUGAGAGACCAUCCGUAUCAUAACUUGUUUUUCCUUGGAGGUGGGUCUUCACACUUUCUUGGCUUCACAUCAUUAGAUUCAUCGACAUUAUCGUUUAAAUCAACUUGCAGUGCUGCCGCCGAUCACAGAGGCCCACACCAAAAUUUCAUCGGCUAUUCCAUGUACGGCAGCAAUUUCUCAGAUCCAACAUUUUACAACUCGUACCUGAAAUGGUUUGGCGAAACUCUCCGGACAAUCCCAAUCAAAUAUCCAGGGUGGUUGGUGAGAAUUUAUCACGAGCUGAAGAGCGACAAUGUCAAAAGUUGGCAAGUGCUCAACAACGUCCUCGAUUCGGGAACCAAGAGCAGUCGUGACCACAUUGAUCUCUGCAAUGCGAUCCAAGUCAUCAGGAAUCGAGUGCUGGGAAACAUUUUUGAGAUGACUUGGCGUUGGUUACCUUUAUUGGAUGACAUGGUGGACACUUUGAUGUCGAGGGACUCGGACAGUGUCAUAAUUACUCGUGAACAAGAUGCCGUGGCUGAGUGGCUGGCCAGCAACAAAACCUUUCACAUUAUGAGAGACCAUCCGUAUCAUAACUUGUUUUUCCUUGGAGGUCUCUGGGGAACCAAAAUCAGCCAAGAACGCGCUGCAAUUUUGUCUACGGCAGAAAAGAUGUUCCACAAAAAUCACUUGCACAAAAAAGGAUACGACCAAGAAUUGCUGAUUAAUUACUUUCAACCGAUGGCUGUCAAAAGCAUGGUUGCACACGACAGCUACCACUGUGGAAAAUUCUGGGGCAGUCAGCCGUUCCCGAAUCCGAGACAAAACGGUUGGUUUGUCGGCUCGUCGCAGUACAAAUUGCAAACUAUUAAUAUUUCGUGCCCUGAAAAUUGUCAACCGCACAACUUGACCGGGGCAUUAAAAUUAGCCGAUUGGAGAUUGUGCUCAGGAAUUUUUUUAAUAUGUUCCGUUUGA